Messenger RNA from Oncorhynchus tshawytscha (Chinook salmon), 1248 nucleotides. It is a transcript of the gene arpin, whose product is annotated as actin related protein 2/3 complex inhibitor. The transcript is spliced from 6 exons. Gene Ontology annotation, biological process: negative regulation of actin nucleation. The coding region runs from base 269 to 949 and encodes 226 amino acids. Lineage: Eukaryota; Metazoa; Chordata; Actinopteri; Salmoniformes; Salmonidae. The record is from RefSeq and is a predicted model, not a curated record.
GUUCCAAUACCAAACAGUAUAAUUUAAUUUCAGUAUCAAACAUUUAUACUCCUGUUUUUUUCUGAUCUGAUUGAUGUUUUACUCCGUGCUGUUGGUCGUCAAUUCCAGUGGUAUGCCGUUUGCAUCAUUUCGGGACACACCGACUUUCAAAACGAGCACAACGACACUUUUUCCUCAUUUGACGUAGAAUCAGGAAGUCACGGGAUAGUUUUGCUUCGGUUUUUUGAGUAUCAAAACGGUGUGGUUGUUGCUUUCUCUUGAGUAAAAAAUGAGCCGAAUUUAUAACAAUACGUCCUUGCAGAAUAAACCUGUUCAUAAUGAAAAGAUUGAGCACGCGUGGGCCCCCUCCUCAUAUCAGAGUGGUCUAGGUGUCAUAUUAGAGGGAAAGUUGGUUGAUGUCUCACGCCAUGUUAUCACUGACGUCAACAAUCAGAAGGACCGUUUCUAUGUCCUAUACAUCAAACCUAGUCGAAUCCACCAAAGGAAAUUUGAUGCUAAAGGAAUGGAAAUUGAACCAAACUUCAGUGAUACCAAAAAGGUCAACACUGGUUAUCUCAUGUCAUCAUUCAAGGUGGAGGCUAAAGGAGAGACUGAUUGCCUCACUGAGGUCCAGCUGGAAAAUCUAGUGACCAAGGAGGAUCUGGUGAAAGUGACAGGGAAACACUGUCUAAGUGGGACCUAUGCUUUCUGGUACCCAGAGGGAGAGAUGAGCAAAACUGAACUAGAAACAGGCCAGGACAUUCGACUGAAAACCAAAGGCGAUGGCCCAUUUAUUUUUUCCUUGGCCAAAGUUGAUGGAGGCACAGUGACCAAAUGCAAUUUUGCCGGAGACAAAGAAGCAGGAGCAUCGUGGACAGACAAAAUAAUGUCCAACAAAUCCGAUGCCAGCAGUGCAACAAAGUCUGAAGGCCAUGGCGAGGGAGCAGAUGAGGAGGAAUGGGAUGAAUGAGGAGAUGAAUGGAAUUGCACAGUAAAACCUCCUUAUUCCUGUGAUGGUUUGCACUUCAUUUUUUAUUCAGCACUCCUUUUGUAAUAUAGAGUUCUCUACAAGUUGACAAAUCUGGCUAUUGCAGUGUAUCUUCGGUAUAGGGGUGUACUGCUGUAUUGCUUUGAACCUGUCUUUGGUAAACGUCUUACAUGCUUUACUUCUCUACUUUCUCUCUAUUGGAAAUGUAUCCUUGUUUGUAGAAGGGUACAAAUGAUAUGUACUGCACAUUAACCUUGUAAUAAAACAAAUAUGUCAAUUUA